Diachasma alloeum is the source of this 2380-nucleotide messenger RNA. Its product is annotated as ankyrin repeat domain-containing protein 27. The record is from RefSeq and is a predicted model, not a curated record. Gene Ontology annotation, cellular component: late endosome; early endosome; transport vesicle. Gene Ontology annotation, molecular function: guanyl-nucleotide exchange factor activity; SNARE binding. The transcript is spliced from 5 exons. The coding region runs from base 264 to 1658 and encodes 464 amino acids. NCBI's taxonomy places the organism in Eukaryota, Metazoa, Arthropoda, Insecta, Hymenoptera, Braconidae. Gene Ontology annotation, biological process: early endosome to late endosome transport.
GAGGCGAUCGAAUCGACUCCGAUUCCCUCGAUAAUGCCGUGUGUUGAGUGUGAAAUAAUCGACCGACUGAUAAUUAUUAUUCCGAAGGACUCGACUGGAGGAAAAACACGUGGAUAAUAAUCACGUGUUUAUUAUGCGCAUUUUUGUUGAGUUCACGUGGAACACUGAAUUCUCGGGACAGUCACGAAGUUGCCACAAUGAUACGGAGGCACUGUAACGUGCGCAAUCGUAGUACUGGAUAUGCAGUGUGAGUUGAGAGCAGAAUGGACAUUGAUGAAAUAACGUUCAAUCCGUUCUUUCUUGUGCUGAGGGACAAAUUCCGGAGGAAAUAUGAUCUUGCUGUGUCCAAGUGUUGGGCCAUCUGUGUCCCCUGCAGUGAUUUCCUCAAAGAUCUCACAAUAACCGACGAAUUUGUAGACGAUCACAUUCUGAAACCUGUGACCAAGUUGCCAUAUCACUACGUGUCCACCGAUAGCCAUGGCUCUCGCAUGUACAAGUUCGAGGACACGAGGAUUCGCCUGGUGCAGCGGAAUGGAGAGUCUGUACACCCGGAUUUGUACAGGGUGAAAAUUCUCAGUGUCGAGAGAGGGUACAACAGUGAUUUUCAGAUGUACAAUAUUCUUAUUGUGGAUAAAGUGAUGGAUCCCAAGUAUCUGAGUGCGCGCAAGCCUAUUGGGGUGAAGAUGAAGCUCAAUCGAAGUGUAACUUGUUACAAAGAAGCCUUCGACUUUCUCCACGAGAUAUCCUCCCAAGGCCGCCUCUCCCUGGUGGACCUCAAGUCCGAAGUGGAGAACCUCGACCUGAACGACUUCCACUCGGCCGAGGAUCUCCGCAACGUCCUCCAAGAGUGGAUUAGACGCCACUGGGCCCGCACAAUGCGCCUCUUCACCCUGGACAUCCAGCGUGACGCGCGCUUCCAGAAGCUCCUCAGCACCUCCCUGGAGAUCUUCAUAAUGCACUACCUGCACGAUCGUAUCUACCAACUGCUGACAAACGCUCUCGAUGAAGACGACCAGCGUAUAAAACGAAAGAUAGACCAACUGAUCGACGUGGGAGUGACCCCAGACCAGUUGGGGGUCAAAGAGGCUCUCUCGAUCUCUCUGCCAUCAGCGAUCGUGGAGAUGGCGACGUUGGACGCUCGCCAGGGGCCCCUGGAGAAGCUUUCGUGCCUGAAGACGACACUUGACCUCAUCGUGGCUGAAAUCAAGGGCGCCUUGGCUGACGUGGAGACUAGAAUCGAGUCUCACGAGGAGAAUGACCUGAUUGGAGCCAGGAGAAGCAUCAAGGUCAUCCCCACAGACGACCUGAUCCCCCUCCUGAUAUACGUAAUCGUUAAAUCACGUCCCAGGAGAUUGAUCACUGAUCUACAUUACAUUCAGAAUUUCUUGUGGUCUGUGUCGCCCUACGAUGGACUAUCCUAUGCCAUGGUCACCUUCAAAGCUGCCAUAUGUACGCUACAAGAUAUUAAUGUUUCGAGAUUACCCAGGAGAAGCAGUAAAGUUAGAAACGAAUUGCCUAUUAAUGAGGUUCUGGAUGUUGUAACUAAGACUGAGUCUGAUGUCACGCCAAUAGAUCGACAGGUGCGGGAAUUGGCUGUGAUGCUGGAGGAAUGCACGAAGAGUGAAAGUAAAGGGAGACUCGAUGGUAAUGUUGAAUAAGUAAUGGUUGUGCAGUGACUAAUAGUGACAUGUCAUUCAAUCCUGGUAAAAAAGGUUCUAGGUGAGAUAAUCCUGUUCACAUUCAGCCUGAAUGCAAUAUAAUCCUGAUUAUAAUGAUCCUGGUGGACAUGAAUCUUAGAAAAAAAAAGAUUUUAAGUUGAUAACUGACUUAAUUUGAUCAGUUUUCAAAAAUCCUGACUUAUUGGUAAGAAUAUUGAUGUAUUUUCAAAUUCUAUCAUGUUCAUGAUAUUUCGCGAUUGUAUUAAAUCAUUGACGGGGUUUAAAUAGAAUAGAAAGACUUGAAAAGUUCGACCUUUGGGGCAUGAAAAAUAUAUGGAACUUUAGUAAAAAUUUUAACACAUCAUUUUUUUUUUACAUUUUCACCGGGAUUAAUAUGUUCAGAAUAUAUUUUCCGGAAUGGAGUGACAUGUAAUUAUAACUAAAUGAUCAAAUUAAUUGAUUAAGAAACUAUUGCUCAUAUCUGCAGUACAAAUAUCGAAUAUAGUAUAAUUUUUUAGAAUUUUUUGAUGAUUCUGUGGUAAUGUAACAGAAUUGGUGAAAGAAGAACGAAGCAAAGGUCUUGUGCCAGAAAUAUUCAUUCUUAUUAUGUACAUUUAUCUUCGAUUGACGAAGAUAUUGGUCAUGUUGUAUCCAAAGGGUUUACAAUGGUAUGUGGAGAGUGGUUAAUUAAUUGUAAAAUAUACAGUCUUUUGGGUAAUUCA